GCAGAGCGUCACCUGAGCCUCCCCCCCUUCAGAUCCAUCCCACCCUCUCGGAAAAGAAAAACACAAAAAAAAACACCGCGACGACUAUGCCCUCUACAGCGUCCGCCGCGCCCGAAUUCGUCUGCCCCACCCCCACGUCCACCCCACUUCAGCCAAACUCGGCCAUGACGAAGCCCGGCAGUAGUCCCCCCAAUUCGCAGCACUCCCCGGACAGCGGGAUUCACUCAUUGUCCGGCGCCUUCGAGGAUGCCCAGCAGGAUGAGCUCGCCCGAUCGGCCACCACGAGUGCCGUGGCCGCGGCCGCCGCCCCCAAAUGGUGGUACAGCACGGUGUCCGGCCUGGCCGGCGGCGUUUGCUGCGUCUACGCCGGGCAGCCCUUCGAUACCAUCAAAGUUCGCAUGCAAACCGCCCCGGCGGCCACCUACCGCAACCCCAUCGACUGCCUGGUGAAGACCGUGCGCAAUGAAAGCAUGUGUGCCGUCUACAAGGGCAGCUCCGCCGCCCUCAUGAGUAUCGUCACCGAGAAUAUGGUUCUCUUCACAGCCAACGCCGCCAUCAAGAGGGCCAUGGUGUCCAACGGCUUUGUCCGCGAGGACGAGGAGCUCUCCCUCGCGCAGUGCGCCAUUGCUGGCGGCUUCGCCGGUGUCUUCUCCUCGACCGCCAUCUGCCCAGCCGAGGUGCUCAAGGUUCGCCUUCAGACCAGUGUCGCUGCCAAGGGGCUUUCCCCGCUGGCCGUCGCUCGGGAUGUUUUCCGCACCUCGGGCCCGGCCGGCUUCUUCCGCGGCCUGCCCAGUCUUUGGAUGCGUGACAUCCCCUUCAACUUCCUGUUCCUGGGCAGUUACGAGGCCAUUUGCGCCGGUAUCUCCUACGCCGGCGGCAAGACCAAGGACGACAUGAACCCGGCGGAGCUCUUUGUGUCCGGUGGCCUGGCCGGCAUGGUGGCCUGGUCUUGCGUCUUCCCGGUGGACGUAAUCAAGUCCCGGUCGCAGUCCUCCUCCGGCAAGAUGCCCCUCUUCCGCACCAUCGCCACCCUCUAUCAGCAGGAGGGCAUCCGGACCUUCUACCGGGGCUGCUCGGCGGCCGUCCUCCGUGCCUUCCCCGCCAACGCCGCCCUUCUGGCCGGCUUCGAACUCAGCUAUCGCCUCCUGAACCGCUUUGACGAAGUGGACUAGAGUCGCGUGGGCAAAACACCGACACGAUCGCCCAUGGCUUUCUCUCCCUCUCCCCCAUUUAUCUCCUCUUUCUCCCUUCCUCUUUCUCGAUGCCGGACAGGGGUGGACUUGUCCUUGUGUGCCCCGCUCCUCUUCUCUUGGCGGCGGGGCUCCGGCGUGUACGCACACACGCACAUGAGCAUGCGCCGGCUGGGGGAUCCUCCUCCGCAUUUUGUCCUUGUUGUGUCGACACGCGUCCCUCUCGCCCCCCUCCCCCCCCCCCCUCC
Messenger RNA from Fonticula alba, 1438 nucleotides. RefSeq lists its product as hypothetical. NCBI's taxonomy places the organism in Eukaryota, Rotosphaerida, Fonticulaceae. The record is from RefSeq and is a predicted model, not a curated record. The transcript has 3 exons. The coding region runs from base 87 to 1172 and encodes 361 amino acids. Gene Ontology annotation, molecular function: L-ornithine transmembrane transporter activity. Gene Ontology annotation, biological process: mitochondrial L-ornithine transmembrane transport.